This is a messenger RNA of Oxyura jamaicensis (ruddy duck), 2097 nucleotides long. It is a transcript of the gene DCST1, whose product is annotated as DC-STAMP domain containing 1. The annotation marks the transcript as partial. Gene Ontology annotation, cellular component: membrane. The record is from RefSeq and is a predicted model, not a curated record. Lineage: Eukaryota; Metazoa; Chordata; Aves; Anseriformes; Anatidae. The transcript is spliced from 13 exons.
AUGAACCUCACGGAGGCGCGCAAGGUGCAGCUGACGUGUGGGCUGACAGGGGUCACUGCGCUGGGAUGGGCCACGUCCCCACACGUCCGCUGUGCCAGCCUGCUGGUGGCCCCCAAGUUCCUGGGCAAGGAGGGUCGGGUCUUCGUCCUCUCCUUCGUCCUUGCUGCUAUCUACAAUGGGCCCGUGGCCAAUGUGUGGCACAACCUGGACGAGGUGAUCCACGCGGUGGGCUGCGUGACGGAGCUGCAGGUCAACCACAGCCGCCACCUCUGGCGGGUGUCCACGGUCCCGCUGCGCAUGGUGAUGGAGGACAUGGUGAAGAGUGGGCAGAGGCUGAACACCGAGACGCAGAACAUCUCGCGCGCCUUCGUGGGGCUCAACGAGGAGGUGGCCAGCAAGGAGGGGUACGACCUGAAGCAGGGCGAGCGCACGGACUCCCAGGCCACGCUCAGCACCCAGAAGCUGUACGAAAUGAAAACCAAGCUGCGCUGCACGUAUGUGGUGGACCAGGCCAUGCAGCGGUGCCGGGACUGGUUCGACACGAAGCACAAGGCUUGCAAGGCGCUUAUUGUCGUGCCCCUCAUCAGCCACCUCCUCUGCUUGCCCAUGAAGUUCAAGUUCCUCUGCCACAUCGUCAAGGUCAUGCACAGCUGGUGCUGGGACAGGAUCCCUGUCGAGGGCAACUUUGGGCAGAUGUACGACAUGCUGAACACCUCCGUCAACAACCUCAGCCAGCACUUCAGCGCCAAAGUGGUCUUCCAGGAGGAGCACCAAGAGAUGCUGGUGGGCAUCAACGUGUCCGGGGAGCAGAUCGUGGAGGAGGUGACCUCGCAGAUCCAGCAGCACAGCACCCGCCUGGGCCGGGCCGUCUCCUUCUUCCGCCUGCUGCUCUCCUUCACCUUCCUCCUCGUCUUCAUCUCGGCGUUCUCCUACACCAAGAAGUACUGCCAGGACAUCUGCUUCGACAACUUCUACAUCACCACCUACUUCCGCCAGAUCGACGCACGUCGCAAAAAGCAGAACAAGCGGACGCUGCUGCCGCUGCGCCGGGCAGAGAUCCCUGCCGUGAUAUUUCCAUGCCGCUUGGCCAUGCAGCCCCGCGAGCUGCAGAGUGUGGUGCUGGAGCUGCUGGAGUGCAUCCCGCCCCUGCUCCUGCUGCUCCUCGCCUGGGGCCUGGACCACACGCUCUACACCAUGCUGAGCGUCAUCCACCAGCACUCCUUCGUGCAGUACUCCUUCCGCAGCAGCCACCACUUGGCUGUGCACGUGACGGGCACGUCCCUGAUGGCUCGGCUCCUGCGGAGCACCAUCGGGUCCCUGAACUCCUCCUCUGACACAGAGCUGGAGACGUCCAACUUCGCCUGCCUGCCGCAGCCCCGGGGCAUGACGCUGCAGCAGUACGUGGACAGCUGCCUGCCCCUGGCCGUGCUGGUGCUGCUCUGCCUGCUCCAGGUCUACAUGUACCGCCUGCGCCGCGCCAUCGCCGCCUUCUACUUCCCCAAGCGGGAGAAGAGCCGUGUGCUCUACCUCUACAACAAGCUGCUCCGGCAGCGGCAGUGCUUCGUCCGCCUGCAGAGGAAGCGCAUCGCCCGGCGGGCACGCCGCUACCCAGCCCUGGUGAGCGGGGACGGGGACGUGGGUUGGCACCUCACCAGGGAGCUGGCCCCCCCCGACUAUGUCGGGAUGUGCAGCCCAGGGUGUUCCCCGCUCCCCAGCUCCAUCGUAUUUGCCCCAUGGGGUGGCCGGUCCUCCCCACGGGGCUGCUGUAGCCCCACGUGUCCCCGUCCCUGCUGCAGGGGACGUCCCUGCUGGAGUGGUGCUGCCGGCGCUGGCCGCGACUGCGCCGCUGGGUGCGCCGGCCGUGCACGGUGUGCGGGGAGCCCGAGUCCCCCCAGGACCACCAGGCCUGUCCCUCGCCUGCCUGCGGCACCACGUACUGCGGGCCCUGCUGGAGGGAUGUGGGCCGUGUGUGCCCUGCCUGCACCCCUGGGGACCACGGCCUCUCUGAGGACAGCAGCGAGGAGCAAGAGGGGUACGCGGCCUGAGGGCGCCCGGCACCCCGCAAUAAAGGCUGUGUCUCCCCCCCCGAGGCAGGUG